AUAAAGUGACGUCACACGCGUGUGUUCAGGAUCGAAGGCAGAUGGUAUAUAAUGGGUCAGUCGACUCGCAGCAUCACAGUCCAAUCUGAGCAUCAACCAUCUUAGGUUUGAAGUGUUCCAAGAACAAAAUAAUAUAAAAAUGAAAUUGUUCGUGAUCGCCGCCCUCGUCGCCGUGGCCGCUGCCGGUCGUCUGGAACACCUGGAACGCUCCUACCUUCCUCCUGACAACUCCAUCGGAGUCGCGAGGUCCUUGGGUUCCCACGGGGGCUUCGGCUCCGGCUCCCACGGAGGCUUUGGCUCUGGCUCCCACGGCUCCUUCGGAUCUAACUCUGGUGCCUUCGGCGCUGCUGGAGCAGGUCUUCAGGGCCGCAACGCUGGUGCUCGCUACUCUGGUGCCACCUCCAACCAGUACCUGCCUCCUGACCAUGGACCUUCUGGUGCCCAGGGUUCUCCUCAGUUCGCUGGCUCCUUAACCGGUUUCGGUGGCCAGAACUUCCGCAGCCAGCAGCAAUACAGUGGACACGGCGCUGGCCAUGGUGCCGCUCAUGGUGUUGCUCAGCAAUACUCCGCUCCUAGCUCCAACUUCGGAUCUCAGGGUUCCUUCGGAUCUCAGGGUUCCUUCGGAUCUCAGGGCUCCUUCGGUGCCAACUACCAAGGCCAGUACUCCCAGCAGUCUGCCGCCACCAGCCGCCAGUACCUGGCUCCCAACGCCGGCUCCUACCAGAACCCCCCCCAACAAGCCUUCGACGAACAAACUGGAUACCACUACUAAGAAGCUCGUGUAAUCGGUUUUAGUCAAUUGAAACGCUUGUAUGUAUAAUAAAUAGCUUUAUAUAUUA
This is a messenger RNA of Spodoptera frugiperda (fall armyworm), 839 nucleotides long. RefSeq names its product pupal cuticle protein 36-like. The coding region runs from base 140 to 772 and encodes 210 amino acids. NCBI's taxonomy places the organism in Eukaryota, Metazoa, Arthropoda, Insecta, Lepidoptera, Noctuidae. The record is from RefSeq and is a predicted model, not a curated record. The transcript is spliced from 3 exons.